AUGAUGUAUAAACCACCUGAACCCAACCCUACGGUUGACAACAAGUUUCGAGUGUUCGCAACAUCGGUGUACUCCGUUUUGAAGCGUUUCUCGAAAAAAAAACGCGUAAAUUUCAAUCUCUCUGUUGCGCAACGCCGAGGCAUACGUGAGAUUCGCAAUCUUAUUACAGCUGGAGAGAUCAAGGUCUCCGUUAGUGACAAGGGAGGCGAAUUUGUUGUUCUAUCACGUGAACUAGACAAGGCGAUAACGAGACAGCAUCUUGAGGAUGACGGUCUAUAUGUCCCAUCCUCCGCCAAUGAGUUUAGAAAGCAAUAUCGCCGCCUAAACAGGGUUUGGGUAGAAACAGCUGGAACAGCAGGCCUAUCAAAAAACCUUAUUACACGUCUCAAGAACGACUUAUCCGCAUGUCCAGUCCUAUACACGCUAAUCAAAACUCACAUGCUCUCUGAAAAUGGCCCUCUAUGUCCCUGCACACCUCAGCAGUUCUAA
Necator americanus (New World hookworm) is the source of this 489-nucleotide messenger RNA. RefSeq lists its product as uncharacterized. Bases 1 to 489 code for a protein of 162 amino acids. The record is from RefSeq and is a predicted model, not a curated record. Lineage: Eukaryota; Metazoa; Nematoda; Chromadorea; Rhabditida; Ancylostomatidae. The transcript has a single exon.